AGAGAGAGAGAGAGAGAGAGAGAGAGAGCGUGUAACAGUACAGCAGUGAAUGUAGGUAACAUAGUAGUGUGUGUAUAAAACAGUACAAUAGUGAGUGUAUGUAACUAUAGUAGUGUGUGUAACAGUACAAGUAAGUAAAUAGUAAGUUAGUGUGUGUGUGUGUGUGUGUGUGUGUGUGUGUGUGUGUGUAAGAGUGCAUCCUGGCGGUGCUAAACCGCACCCUGCCAUGCGCGGGGCUCACACACGGAGUGCUUUGUGCGCAGGACAGGUUACCGUUCUGUCUGCUUCUGAAACCCAUCCAGCGCCUCAUCAUGGAGCUGACUCUGAGCCGCCUGGCUGCUUUUCUCGCUUCUUUCGGUCUUCUCAGCUUUGUGUGUCUCAUCGUGGCGAUCGGAAGUGAUUUCUGGUACAUCAUAGACACUUCGAGGAGAGAGAGCAACGAAUCCACACAUCUCAGCUCUCACUCCGGACUCUGGAGGACCUGUAGAUUUCAGGACCAAUGCCAGCCUUUAAUGAACCCUUUUGGAAAUGGAGGAAACUUCACAGAUUCACAAAGGCAUAUAUUAAACAUGCAAGCGAUGUUCUUCGUGCUGCUGCCCCUCAGCGUGAUCGUUCUCUUUAUUGGAGGGAUGAUGGGUGUCAUAAGCAUUCUUGCUCGAGCCCAUCGUCUUCUUCUCGCCACUGGAUUGCUUCUCCUCAGCGGCACUGUAAUUACAUUAACAGGCAUCUGCGUGUACGUGGCCUACUCUGCAGCUGCCUUCCGAGAGGCUGUGCAUAUCUCUGGACAAAAGACUCUGGAAGACCUUGACAUCUAUUUUGGUUGGUCUCUGGCCUUCGCAGCCAUAUCCUUCAUUACUGAGCUCAUCACGGCUAUCACAUUUCUGCUCACUUCUGCUCGCUUGGGUCAGCUCAUGCGUCGAGACCAGGACAGGUUCUUAGCAGAAUGAGGUGUGAAAGAUGUAUAACUGCCCUGUCGGCAUUAUUAUCUGUCAGUUAUGUGGGGCACAGCAUUUCUUUUUAAGUGUGUAAAUAAAUCUUUUAUAUGAUUGUUUUCUGGAACUAAAGAGUAUAAGCUGUAUACAGCCGAUGGGAAUAAAGGUUUAAAUUCUCAGAGGACGGCUGUAAUUGUUCUGUCACAAAGAGGAUAACGAUAUUAAUACACUGUAAUGUAAUCAACGUCUGCUAAAUAAAGUCUCUAUAACGUCACUUCAUAAAAUUUCAGGCUAAUUACUGAUUGACUGGUGCCUCCUAGCAUUUCAAAAUCUUUACAAAUUCAUUAUGAACUGAAUAAAUAAAUGAUUUUAAUACUGUUUUAAUAAGUGAGUCCAUGUUUACAAAUCCAGCCUAUUUAUCUAAUUUAAUAAUAUUUAAAACAGACAAUUUUCAGCAGGAAACCUACCCCACCUGCCACUUCAAAGAUGUGUAUGAUGACAAGGUAUCAGAUAAAACAUAUCGCUAUGUUAAUGUUAUGUUAUACCAGUGUACAUAUACAGUAAAUAAUUUUGGUAAUUUCUACAAUACAAUACUGUGUAUACUGUGUUUUACAGUUUGAUACAGCAGUCAGUGUGGAAGCCUGGGAAAAUAUUUACAGUACUUAUAAUGUAGAUUAUACUGUAUUAAAGACCUUACCUUGUCUGGCUAGUCCUACUAUUUUUCACUUCUUCAAUUACUUUGUCAUCCUAAGUUUUGGUGAAAAGGAUAGAGUCAGUUAUUUUAUCAGAGAAGAGUAAGCGCAAUGAGUUUAAACUAGAAUGUUAACCUAGCUAAAUACCUAAUGUUUGCUACCUACACAGCCUUAUAUUCUUUAUUUUUUUGUAUUCAACUGUUGUAUUCAAACUGUGGCUCACUGUUUACGUCUCUGUUGGGUUGAUUUUCUAGCAAGUUUGUGUAAUCUUUCAUUUGAUCUGGAUUUGCAACUGGAUUGUCCAUUAUAGAAGUUUAUUAUAUGUGAAUUUAUAAAAAAUAAUAAUUAUUGUGUAACCUGAUAUAUUGUGUUUCUUCUGUGUGUGGACUAAAAUGAAAUUAUUGCUAGAAAACAUUUUUAUCGGGUUUGUUUGUUAGAAUUUUGGACUCAGAUUCAUUUAAGUAUUUAUGUAUAUUUGACAAUAAAAGAGUUAAAACA
Molecule: messenger RNA, 2122 nt
Organism: Ictalurus punctatus (channel catfish)
Lineage: Eukaryota; Metazoa; Chordata; Actinopteri; Siluriformes; Ictaluridae
Product: transmembrane protein 114
Exons: 4
Coding region: 312-947 (211 amino acids)
Cellular component (GO): apical plasma membrane
Source: RefSeq, a predicted model, not a curated record